AAGAUGGUGGAUGGGGCACACUUAUCUUGGGCUCAAGCAGCAUGUUUGGAACAUGCUCAAACUACAUCACCUUGAGGCUUCUCGGUGAGGAACCAAACGAUGAGGACAGUCCAUUGGCUAAAUGGCGUGCUUGGAUUUUAUCCCAUGGUGGUGCAACUUUAGUGCCCCAAUGGGGAAAGAUAUGGCUUUCGAUACUUGGAGUGUAUGAUUGGUCUGGAAAUAAUCCAAUUUUCCCUGAACUAUGGUUGGCUCCCAAGUUUCUGCCAUUUCAUCCAGGGAAGUUCUGGUGUUUAACCCGUAUGGUGUAUCUGCCAAUGGCUUAUCUUUACGGCAAGAAAUUUGUUGGGCCGAUUACACCAACUAUACUGGCACUAAGAGAGGAGAUUUAUGGCACUUGUUAUGUCAAGAUCGACUGGAGCAAGGCCCGUAACGCCUGUGCAAAGGAGGAUCUCCUCUGUCCACGUACAGACAUGCAGAAUGCUGUUUGGACCUCACUCUACAGGUGUGUGGAACCAGUGUUGAGCAGUUGGCCUGUCAACAAGCUGAGAGACAGAGCCCUGUACAACCUCAUGGAGCAUAUACAUUAUGAAGAUGAGAACACUCAGUAUGUUUGCAUAUGCGCUUUGAACAAGGCUCUAAACAUGUUCUGCUGCUGGGUAGAAAAUCCAAAUUCAAAUGCAUUCAAGCAUCACCUUGCAAGGAUACCUGAUUUCUUGUGGCUUUCAGAAGACGGCAUGAAGGCACAGGUAUAUGAUGGCUGUCAGAGCUGGGAGACAGCAUUCAUAAUUCAAGCAUUUUGUGCAACGGAUCUUGUCAACGAGUAUAUUCCAACUAUCCAGAGAGCCUAUGAGUUCAUGAAACAUUCACAGCUUCUGAGGAAUCAUCCUGGUGACCAAAGUUAUUGGCAUCGCCAUAGAUCGAAGGGAUCAUGGACUCUUUCAUCUGCAGACAACGGAUGGGCUGUAUCUGACACUACAGGAGAAGCUCUUAAGGCUGUACUUUUGCUGUCAAACAUUGCAAGCAACCAUAUUGGUGAUCCAAUAGAAAGAGAAAGGCUGCAUGACGCUGCCGAUUGCCUUUUAUCUUAUUUGAUUCUAAAUCCUUGUGAGAGUUUUCCCAAUAUGGUCGUUGAUUAUCCUUACCCAGAAUGCACUUCCUCUGUGCUUCAAGCUCUGAUACUGUUUAAAGAGUUAUACCCUAGUUAUCGUACAGAAGAGAUCAAUGCAUCUAUCAGAAAGGCAGCAAUAUUUAUCGAGAGCAGACAAAAGGAAGAUGGUUCAUGGUUGGGCACUUGGGGUGUAUGUUUUACCGAUGGGGCCUUCUUUUCGAUUAAAGGUUUAGUUGCUUCUGGAAGAACAUAUGAGAACAGCUCUUCCAUCAGGAAAGCUUGCCAAUUUUUGUUGUCAAAGCAGCUCAGUACCGGUGGAUGGGGAGAAAGCCAUGUAUCAAAUGAAACUAAGGUUUAUGUAAACAUCGAAGGUAGCCGCGCUCAUGCAGUGAAUACAGCUUGGGCGAUGCUAGCUUUAAUUUAUGCUAAACAGUUUGAACGAGAUCCAACACCACUGCAUCAUGCUGCAAAAGAAUUGAUCAAUAUGCAGUUGGAGACAGGAGAGUUUCCGCAACAAGUAGGUUUCUACUUGUGUUCAUAAUGGCGGCUUCUAUGAACAAGCAAGCUUGUUAUUCUCUUAAAUUCAACAGAAUUUUAACGAAAUAUAGUGUUGAGGACUACUAUUGGAACACCAUUCAUAUUGCAUAAUUAUUACAGGAAUGAAACACCCAUUAUUCUCACGUGUGAAUAUGUGAUCAAAUGAUAUGGCCAGAUGGGUGACUACAGAGUACAGACUAGAAUGUCUAACAAUAUAUUUUCAGUUUACAUGCUCCAAAAAAAUCA
Panicum virgatum (switchgrass) is the source of this 1891-nucleotide messenger RNA. Its product is annotated as achilleol B synthase-like. The coding region runs from base 42 to 1649 and encodes 535 amino acids. Lineage: Eukaryota; Viridiplantae; Streptophyta; Magnoliopsida; Poales; Poaceae. Gene Ontology annotation, cellular component: lipid droplet. The record is from RefSeq and is a predicted model, not a curated record. Gene Ontology annotation, molecular function: intramolecular transferase activity. The transcript has 13 exons. Gene Ontology annotation, biological process: triterpenoid biosynthetic process.